Molecule: messenger RNA, 3836 nt
Organism: Poecilia latipinna (sailfin molly)
Lineage: Eukaryota; Metazoa; Chordata; Actinopteri; Cyprinodontiformes; Poeciliidae
Gene: ncapg2
Product: non-SMC condensin II complex, subunit G2
Exons: 27
Coding region: 121-3516 (1131 amino acids)
Biological process (GO): mitotic sister chromatid segregation
Cellular component (GO): nucleus; condensin complex
Source: RefSeq, a predicted model, not a curated record
GGACGGAAACAGUCUAUCCAAAUUUGCGCGGGUUAAGUCGGCUGUCAUUUUCUUCCCGGUUCCCGACUACAAUAACAUAAACAAAAAGGCCACUUCGUAUCGCUUGGAUAACCCGGAAUAAUGUCCAAGCGAGAUGUGUUUUUAGAGGCUACCUCUAAGGAAAAGGUGGAGGACUUUCUUCGCUUUAUUCAGCUUCAUAAGGACAAAACCGAGCCCUUCGAUGUUGAAGAGGUGGUCCAGGAGAUGCCCAGAGAGCAGAGGGAGGCUCUCUGGGGUCAGCUGGACUCGCUCCUCCAGGAGAUUCUGACGGAUUUACCUCCAGGUCGCUGGGAGGAGGACGCGAUGCAGCAGGAGUCGGCGCCGGAUCCUAAGCACGUCAUGGCGGUGGUGGACGGUGUUACCCUGGUGGCUGCUGUGUCUCUGAAGGUCUUACAGGACGGAGACACGUACGGUGCACUUUUAGAUAUCGCCUGCAGGCUUCAUGAUGUUUUGGUGUCCCUCCCCGUGUCCGAGGCGCCGCUGCAGCUCCGCAUACAGACGCUGUUUGAAACCUGGUGGAAGAAGGAACUGCUGGAGAGGGAAAAGUUUGGGCGCGCUGCUUUCCUCAUCUCCCUCCAGAAGAGCUUCAUCCUAAAGAAACCGGCUGCUGAGAUCCAGAGGCUGUGGAGUCUUCACAACGUUCUUAAGAGUCUGGAGUACACAUCAGAACACAACAAGCAGAUAAUCGACUUGCUGCUUCAGUGCUUUCACCGUCCUACUCACAUUAGAAACGAUGAUGGAAAGCGAUUCCUGGUGUUCCUUUUCAGCUGGAACGUUGAUUUUAUCUGGCUUAUCCACGGCACCAUCAAAAACCAGCUGGAGUUUUAUCAAAAGACCCUAGCCACUCACAUCGCGGAGAUCUAUUUCAGAGCCUGGAAGAAGGCCAGCGGCGACUUCCAGGAGACGAUUGAGAGCACAUGCAUUCAGGAUUUCAUGCAGAAUGCCAUUUUGCUUCAAAGAACAUCACCGGUUCACAGCAAAGUUAGACAGAUCGUGAGCUAUUUUCACUCGAGGAAAGGAUGCCCCAGUGUAGACAAGAUGCUAUACAAACUCUACAAGCCGAUUCUCUGGAAGUCUCUCAGCGUUCCCAACUUUGAAGUGCGAGCAAACGCCACUUUGCUUUUCACCGAGGCCUUCCCGGUGCACGACCCGGAGCUAAGCAACGAAAACGUGGACAUGAACAUUCAAAAGCAGCUGGACUCGGCAAUGGCGCUCCUAGAUGACUCUCACCCCACUGUGCGCUCCAGUGCCACGCUGGGAGUCUGUAAGAUCCUGGCAAAGUGCUGGGAGCUCCUUCCGCCAACGAUCAUCACAGACUUCCUGAAGAAGCUGGUAACGGAGCUGGCCGCCGACAGCAGCUCUCCUGAUGUCCGCUGCUCAGUCUUUAAGUGCCUGAAUAUUGUCCUGGACAACCCACAGAGCCACCCACUGCUGGAAAAGCUGCUGCCCACCAUCAAGAACAGUCUCCACGACAACUCUGAGAAAGUCCGCACGUCGUUCAUCGACCUGCUCAUCAAGGUCAAAGCAGUCCGUGCUGCCAAGUUCUGGGAUGUCUGCAGCAUGGACCACCUGCUGGCCCGCCUCGCCAUCGACUCGCUUUCCGUCUCCAAGCGAAUCGUCGACCUGCUCUUCAAGUCCUUCUUCCCCGUCAACGAGCCGGAGAAGGAGUGGUGCUGCAGGUGCAUCACCCUCAUCCAGAUGAACCCCAUGGCUGCCAGGAAGUUCUACCAGUUUGCUCACAAACACACAGCUGCCACCAACAUCAUAAAACUGAUUCUGGCUAUUCGUCGAACUCUGAACAACUGCAUCCAGGUUGACUUUGACGUGACGGAGAUUAACGACAGCAAUAAGGAGAACAGCACACAGGGCGGACCGCUGGUGUUGGGACAGGACUUGUCCGUCGUGUCCAGUUUGCUGGAAGUCGUGGUCAUCCUGUGGAGAAGUGUUGAGAAGGCGCUGAAGCAAAACGAAGAGGCGCACAAGUACACAGUUGCCAAGUUUGGAAAUGUCAUGGCCAAGUAUUUCCAGGCUUUUGAGGAUGAGCGCUGCACUGUACCUCUAAUCCAACUGGCCUCUUGUAUGCCUCCAGCUGCAGCUCCAACAUUUAGCCGCGGCGUGCUGUCCAGACUGAGGAGGAUGGAGUCGGGAUCUGCUCCAGCUCAGUUCAGCCAGCUGCUGGACUGCGUCUGCAGCUGGGGUCAGGCGGCCGACGUCCUCGAACUGGUCUCUGAUUGGCUGGGCGAGGCCGUUCCCAAGCAAGGGGACAAGGCCGCUAAAAGCAGAAAGGUGCGAAUCCAGGAGACGGCGGAGGCCAAACCAGACCUGGCUCUGGCGUAUCUGGAAUACCUUUUCAGCCACACUUCCACACGGGAGAAAGUCCUGGCUGUGGGCGAGGGGCCCCUGAAGGAGCUGCACACGCUUUUAGGGAACUGGAAGUCGGUUCUCUACACUCACCUCAGAUCCUCCACUGAAGACCCAAAAAGACCCGAAGUGGAGACGGCGCUGAAAGCCUUCGUUUACCACGGUCGCCUCGGUGCUCAUCUCCAACAUCACUCGACAGCAGGUCGGGACUACCUGGUCUCCGUGGAGCGAGUGGCGGCGUGGGUCGCAGAGAAGAUCCUGCCCUUCCUCACCGGGAGCGACGACGGCGAGGUCUCGGAGGGGUCGCGGAAGCUCGCCACACAGAUAACCGAGAGCUUCCUGAAAGUGUGCCGAGACAUUUUCCUCGUCGGUUUGGGGGACGAGACGUUCAAAGGCCAAAUCCUCCACCUGUGCUCACUCAUCCUCCUCUCAGAGGCAGGCUACACGUGUAUCCCAGCAGUGCUUCCGAUUCUAAAGGAGGUGGCAAACAGCUUUGUGCCUGAUUAUAACGACCAGGAUCAGGAGUCCAACUUGGUCAUGUUGGGUGUGGUGGCCAACAUUUUCCAAAAGAUCAUAGAGUUGUUGGCACGUCGCCUGAGGAAAGAACCGGAAGAGGGACAGCUUCUGUGUCGGUCAGCCGUUCCCAGCCUGACGGACUUCCUCCAGGUGGCACAGACGUGGGAUGCGGCGCUUCGUAGCGGGGUGCACUCCACCGUGUUUGCGGCCAUCAUUGUGGAAAAGAGGCAUUUGCUUCAGAAGCUUACACAUCCUGAAGAGGUUGUCAUCCCGCAGUCUGUUGAUGAAAUGCCUCCUUUGUCCAGCUUACUGCUGUCUGUCAUCCUCAAAUCCCCCUCUAUCACAAGGUCAUUUUUGGCAGAGGUCUCGUCAUCUUUGGAGUCGGACGCCCUUGACAGUCUCUCUGAGCUGGCGGCAGUUCUGCACGUCUUGGCGGUCAUUAAACAAACGGGGCACUCCAAAGGCGGGAUAAAGAGAGCUGCCGUGUCUGUUCAGCAGCAUCUUCAUCAACAUGCAGGCUGCUCUGUGGACAGUAGAGAAACCCAGAGGGUUAUGUAUGACUCUUCAGUGAAGACCCUGAAUGCUCUUCUGCAUUUCUAAUCUUCCACAAAUUAAAAAUGAUGAGUUUGUGUGGCGUGUUUUUGUUUUUUUUACAUCUCGUCAUGCUCUUCAGAUUUUAACUGUAUCAACAUGUGGAGAAUUUAUAUGAAAAACUCUUCAGUUUUUACAUUUAUGAUAUUCACAAACUGACCCCGACAGUUUAGAGAUUUCUUGUUUUCCUGUACACUUUUCAAAGCUCUCAUUUUCUGUCUUCAUAUUUAAAACACAUUUUUGAUGUGUCUGUAUUUGUCUUCAUAUCUGUUGUGUUGUCAGCCCAAUUUUUAACUCUGAAAUAAAACAAACAGCUUGAUGGACAUUUA